UGCCAAACAAAGCUUCUGGAUAUUCCAUCGUUUUCAAUUGCUUUUUUUCCUCUUUUUCUUUUCUCUAUUUUUUAAAAUUUACUUUGACAUUACAAUUCUGUCUUUUAUUGUAGAGUACUGCAUUCUAUAUUCUAUAUUACUUUAAACCAAUGGCUCUUAAGCGUAUUAACAAGGAACUCAAGGAUCUCGAGAGGGACCCUCCAUCGAGCUGCAGUGCCGGUCCGAUUGGAGACGAUUUGUUCCACUGGCAGGCUACCAUCAUGGGCCCGGAAGAUAGUCCCUACCAGGGUGGCGUGUUCUUUUUGAACAUUCACUUCCCUACGGACUACCCAUUUAAGCCGCCAAAGGUGUGCUUCACCACCAAAAUCUACCACCCCAACAUCAACAGCAACGGCAGCAUCUGCCUAGAUAUUCUCAAGGACCAAUGGUCGCCGGCGUUGACCAUCUCCAAAGUCUUGCUGUCAGUCUGCUCGCUGCUGACUGACCCGAACCCUGAUGAUCCCUUGGUGCCCGAGAUUGCCCACUUGUACAAGACCGACCGUGAUAGAUAUGAGGAUACGUCCAAGGAUUGGACCCGUAAAUAUGCUAGUAAGUACCUUCCAGCUGCUGAUCUGCUGUAAUGCUAGAAAUGCGUGCCAGGCAGAACAUGAGGCACAUUGCAUCCUGCAUUGCAUCCUGUAACCCAAUUUUUUGUAUUGUAUCGUGCUGCACUGUUUUAUUGCAGAAUCCUUUAAAUAUUGUUUUUGCUAACCGUUAUUUGACCGCGCUUUUCCGCUCUGUUUUUUUGUGUGAAUAGUGUAAACUCAGCCGACAACCGCCGCACUGGCACGACUACGCUGAAUCUUCGAAUUAGUGUGUUGAUAUUGGAGCGAUGUAUUUCGGUCUAUGGAGCUAAUUUGUUUCUUUUUUCUUCUACUCAUCUUUUAAUAAACACUUGGCUUUAUUCGAA
Molecule: messenger RNA, 949 nt
Organism: Kickxella alabastrina
Lineage: Eukaryota; Fungi; Kickxellomycota; Kickxellomycetes; Kickxellales; Kickxellaceae
Product: ubiquitin-conjugating enzyme/RWD-like protein
Exons: 3
Coding region: 150-620 (156 amino acids)
Biological process (GO): protein polyubiquitination
Cellular component (GO): nucleus
Molecular function (GO): ubiquitin conjugating enzyme activity
Source: RefSeq, a predicted model, not a curated record